Spirodela intermedia is the source of this 28182-nucleotide messenger RNA. Lineage: Eukaryota; Viridiplantae; Streptophyta; Magnoliopsida; Alismatales; Araceae. The record is from the annotation of a GenBank genome assembly.
AUGGCGGUUCAGCUGCGUAGGCUGCUGGGGACGAGUCACUUGCAGGGGAGUCCUUUCUUUGCGUCUUCUCGGCCGCCUCCAGUGAUGGUAAUCCCUCUCACUGGGCGUGAAUGUGGCUUUCGGGACGAUGAAGUAAACAAAGAUUGGAAAUUAUCACACCAAACAUGAGCUCUUCCAUAAACAAUUUUAUGUGGUUCUCAUCAACGGCGGGAAUUCGUGGACAAGGGAACGGUAGGGUGACAUUUUGGGGAAUGAUCAUGCUUUAGAUUAAGAAGACUGGUGAAGCAAGUCUCUAUCUUCUUGGUUUAUGAAGGAUAAAUCGGUGUAGGAUGAAUACUCAAAUACUGAGACAUAUUAUCAAGUAAACCUUAUCUUUCUUUCACGUAAAGGUGUUUUCUUUUGUCUCACUUGUGUUUCAUGUGACAGUAUCAUUGCAGGUCUAUUCAGAGUUUUUCAGAUUCCUGCAUCGUUCAUUCACUUCAAGGGAGCAGGUUGAGAUUAGUAAAACCAGUUCAGCUUAAGAUGGCCAGAAAUAUGGGGAGUGUUCAUGCUGGACAUGGGGAUGUUGGCUUGCUUUGUGUUCGUCCCCAAUUGAGAAUUAGAAGUAUUAAUACCAUACGGCUCAGGGAAGACCAUACUUCUGGUAUUUACAAGGUAAGGAAUAACAGUAGAUUAUUUUCAUCCAAGAACAUAGCAAAGUUUCAAGCGAGAGUGAGCUCAAAGGACGUUAGUGAUCAUGUGGUUGGGGCUCAUGAAAAUGGUCCAAUCAGAAGUUCUUUAGUUCAGAUAUUUCAAGAACGCCAGAAACAGACAAAGAUACUGUCUUCUUGUAAUGGCAUCCGGGGAGAGGUCAAGGCUGUGGAGACAGCGAAGAUGGAUCUGUCAAAUGUCAUGGUUAAUGCACCUGCAAAAAAAAAUAGGACAACAAAAGCUACUAAAUUAGCUGCAGAAACAGUUGAUACCGAAAAGUCGGAAAAGCCACUAAGCCAAGCCGUUAAAAAAAGGCAAGCAGCAGCAAAAAACAGUGAAAAAACUCCAAGAGCAAAGUCUCCCGUUGAGAGGAGCCAGCAGGAAAGUCGUAAGAAAGUACAGACCCUUCCUGCAGAUGGUAUAUCUUCUGGUGAAGUAGAAACUGAAGGUAAAAAGACUGUGCGAAGAAGGAAAACUAAAUCAACGGGAGAUUCCGUAUCUACAGUUAGCAAACAACCGUUAUCUGGAGGAGGUUUGAAGAUGGGGAAUAGGGAAAUAAGACCUCUUUACCCACCUUCUGGUAAGUCAGUUGUCAUUGUAGAAUCUGCUACAAAAGCAAAAAUUAUACAGAAUUACCUGGGGAAUAUGUUUGAAGUGCUGCCUAGUUAUGGCCAUGUGAGGGACCUUGCUGGGAGGUCAGGAUCAGUACGGCCUGAUGACGACUUCAGUAUGGUUUGGGAAGUCCCUUCUUCUGCAUGGACCCAUCUUAAGAGCAUUAAGGUAGCGCUAGGCGGGUAAGAUUGAAAUCUCUGGUCUUUUCUUUCCCUCAACCCUAUAGCCCUUUGAAUAUAAUUUGUUCAAUGUCCCAUGGUUCCCACAAAAAAUCAAAUCGUCCAUCAUCAAUCUAUUUGAUCAUAGACUAAAGAAUUGUAUGCUGAAUGGAUAUCAUUUCAUUGUUGUUUAUAUGGUCGGUAAAAUUUUAAUUAAUAUUUAAGACAUUCAAUCGUUAUAAAUUAUAACUGCAUUACUUAAAAUGCACAGGAUCGCGCAAAUCAUUUGAUUUUCGGUUUCUACAGUUCCUCCACGUUGAUAGUCUCUAGUAUCUAUUGCACAUGAGUACCGCAUCUAGUCAAUCGUAUUUUUCUCUUUUACGUCUGUGGUUGCUGAAUAUCCUCCCAGCAUUUGGGACAUUCUCAUGGCUGACGCAUUCAUUUUCAGUUAAUUUCCAAUUUUUAAUCCUCAGGUUCAAAUCAAGCUAUAAAUGACAAUGCCAGACAUAGGUCACUGGUUUUAUUGUCAUUUUCGAAUUUCACUUCACAUUUAUCGUUCAUUUAUCAUUUCGUUCAUCUGUCACACUCUAAUUAUAAUGGAAGUAUGCCUGUCAUUCAUUUAUCCGCUUCCAAAACUUCUUGUCAUAGUGGAUUUGAAUGUGAUUCUCCUGUCCAAUGAUGUCCUUCGGCAGUGAAUUCUGUAUACCCUCUUCCUUGUCUGUAUGGUUUCUGAAAUUUUCCUUCCUAUUACACAGCCAACUUUAUUCCUUGUUUAUUCUCUUCAUCAUAGAUAUUUAUUUUUCCACAUUCAGAAAUGUAUUCUCUUCACAUGGAGCAUAAAAAUGAAUUCGCUUAUCCCUCUUCGAUGCAGACAAUUAUUGAUUUGAUGAGGUGCAUAACAUUUUUACUGCUGAAUGCAUCUGUUUCAUGAACAAUUUCCUCUUUAAGGCAUUCACAUAUGUAUCUAGCCCUCAGAAAAUUGUGAUUCGGAUAUUUUUAGUUAUUGUCCAUACCUGGCCAAAAUGGUGAUAGAUAUUUCUGUAAGUAUCUAUUGGUGGUACUAUCCACUUUCAAAAACCAAGAAAUUAGUAGAGUGAAAGAUGGAAGUAAGCUUACUAAUCUAAAGCGCUCUGUGUGCUGCUCUUGCUUUAUGAGAGUCCCUAGAUGUAUAUGCUCAUGUAGCACGAUUAUGUAUGUAAGAAGCCUGGCGAGGUUGAACACUCUACUUUUACUUUUUUUUGUUGUUCUGGUCUCUUUUCCCCUCUAAAUCUCAAUUGUUCUUGUUUCCAUGCCUUCCGUCAGUACCUGGGAUUUCAUUGUCUGAAUGUCCGUAAUCUUUUCCAGAGUGGACAACCUAAUUCUUGCAUCAGAUCCUGACCGUGAAGGAGAAGCAAUUGCCUGGCAUAUUAUCGAAAUGUUAAUGCAACAAGAUGCCUUAAGUGAAAAUAUUAAUGUGGCACGGGUUGUUUUUCAUGAAAUAACUGAGACAGCAAUUAAAAAUGCAUUGCAGUCUCCCAGAAAUAUUGACACUCACUUGGUGAAUGCCUAUCUUGCUCGGCGUGCACUUGACUAUCUGAUUGGGUUUAGUAUCUCACCACUACUGUGGAGGAAACUACCCGGAUGUCAGUCAGCUGGACGUGUCCAAUCUGCAGCUUUAGCUCUCAUAUGUGACAGGGAAAUGGAAAUUGAUCAAUUUAAAUCCCAAGAGUAUUGGAGUGUUGGAGUUGAAUUUGGAGCUACCAGUUCUACCUCUUCCAAAGGUGUUUCCAUCCUCUCGCAGUUAACUCAUUUUGUCUCCAAAAAGCUGGAUCAGUUAUCAAUAUCUUCGGAUGAUCAGGCAGAGGCAAUUAAGAAGAGAAUAUCUUCGUCCAAAUUUAUGGUAGUGGCGUCAAAAACAAGCAAAAUCCAGAGAAAUCCUCCAAUGCCUUAUAUCACAUCAUCUCUUCAACAAGAUGCUGCCAACAAGUUACAGUUUUCAGCUGCAUAUACUAUGAAGGUAAAUUAUCCUCAUGUAAAGUUGAAAUGCCCAUCGUUUUUCUUACUAUCGCUUUUGUGGAACUUUUUCAAAUUUUUUUAGGCGAAUAAGGUAUAUCUAUUUCUAAAAUUUCUUAAAUUGAGGUUGUUUAUGUUUUGGAAUUAUGAAACUUUAUUGAAAGACAAAAAGUGGGCAAAUAGUUCUUGAGGCAGACUAUUUAUUGGAUAUAAUGUGGGUUCCAUUUUCCGUCUGCUCUGAUGAGCUUGUUGAUUUUGUUCCUUACCUUUUUGUGUGUGUGCUGAAAUGGUAUGAAGAAAUGUGUUGAUCACUAUGUUACAGGCGGCGAAAAGCCUAAUUCUGAAUGGAAAGGUGGAAAAUAAGACGUGUUUCUCCUUGAUUAACCUUUGGUUCUGGUAUUUAUUACGGAAACCUCGAACAGGGUUUGAACUGUACCAGUCCGGUCCGGGUUGGGUUGAAUUGGAACGGUCUGGUCCUGUUCGACUCUCAAGUAAUAAAGAAAAAAAUACAAUAAAAGAAAAAAAGAAAAAAUGCAACUUAUUAAUUAAACUAUGCUAUGUGCCAAAAAAUGAAGAUAAAAUGACAUGCACCCUUGACACCAAAAAUCCCCGAAAAAUCAAAUAAAAGUGCUCACUGACAAAAGAUAUUUGGAAUUGCUGUCUUGGACUUUGUUCAACACACUGACCUAUGUCAAGGUGGAAGAACACGAACUAGCUUCACAUAACCUUUUUUUUCCUGGUAAAUGUGUACGUAUUCCAAUCCAGUUCUAUCCUCUGCCAAAUUACCUGGGUUCUCGUCUUCAUAAUUACCAUAUUUGGAUCCUCCUUUUGAUUUUUUUUCAAAUACUUCACUCGUUAGAAUGAAACUGUCUGAUGUCCUCUGUGGGGUCCCUCUUUUUCUUUUCUUUUCGACUGUUCAAGGCUUGAUUUGUUUCUUUUUAUAUAUUGGUUUCAUAGAAAAAUGCUGGUUUAGUUGAGGGAUAUUAGUAAAAACAAAUGCCUUUCUUCAGAAGGUUGCUGGAAUAGUAAAGAUGUUGUCCCGAGGUAAAUGCAUAAAAAAGGCCAGGAAGAAUGAAAUCAACGAUUUUUCACGUCUACUAGAUUCCCAAGGUGGGAAUUUUGAUUGUUAUCCAGACAGUCAGCUUUCCGAUGUUGAGUUCUAAAACAUGCAAUAAAUGACGUUUUUCAUGUCAUGUCGUAUCUGGGCUUUGUUUGUUCCUCAGAGCCCUGUCGUGCUUGCAUUGACCUGCUGUGCCUCUGUGCAGUUGGCUCAAAAAUUGUAUGAAGGGGUCAAGCUUUCAGAUUCUGAGGCAACGGGUCUGAUAACAUACAUGCGAACUGAUGGUCUCCAUGUAAGCACCAGUUUAGCUCAUAGUGGGCUUCUUUUCCGUAAAUUGCCAUGGCAAUGCAUUUUAUUUGUAAUAAUGUAAAUUUUUUUGUGUAAAAAAAAUCUCCGUCUUUCUUUACCAAAAUACUAACCAAUCUUCUUGUUUCCGUUUAGUAAAACUUCAUUUAUCUAGUCCACUAUCAUUAUUUUCAUGAGGAGUUAUCAUCUAAUCUCGUUCUUGUCAGAAGACAUUGCUCUGGUUGUUUAUAUUGAUUGCUGUCCUUUAGAAAAUUGCUAUACCUUUGAAAUCAUUGUAUUUACCUCUGAAUUCAUGCGCCCAGAAGUCACUGAAUAGUUGCAUUUUUUGUUAUCACAAGUAAUUACUCUUAUUUAACCAUAAAUUUAAACCCAUAUCCUUCAUAAUGGACCAUAAAACUGGAUCAACUAUAUUAUUUACUUUCAUUCCUCUAAUAAAUUAGUAUACUUUAAUUUUAGUUAGAAAGUGUCUUCUUUCACCAUUUGAAGUACACUUAUCUCACCUCUUGGAAUGUCUAUAGACAUAUUUGAUUGUAAAGGCUCGAUGAGAAUAAUGUCCCUAUGAAGUAUACUUGUCUCCUAGCUUGAAAUGGGUGUAAAUAUAUUUGAUUGUAAAAUCUCAAUGAGAAUAAUGCUCAUAUUUGCUCCAGUUAAACUGUUGUGAUCUAAGUUUAUGAUAUGUUGACGGAAAUAUGAUGAUUUCAGUUUGUUGAAUACUUUCAUAUAGUUUUGAGGGAAAUAUGGGAUAAAUACAUUUUAUCAUUUGCAAUUCCUUUUCAACAUUUUCGUGGAUACUAAUUUGUUAAGAUUCUGGCAUAUUAUGUGUUUUCUGGUGGAAUUUGAGUUCAAGACUUUUUUAUUGAACUUGUCACAUAUUAAUGGUCUUGAGACCUGCUUAUGAUUUUGACGUUUCAUGUUGCACAUUGAGGUGUUCUCAUUUUCGAAGCAGACUGCUGUAAUCUCACUUUCUCCACUUUCUCCUAGGUUUCUGAGGAAGCUGCAAAGGAUAUCCAUUUUCUAGUGACAGAAAGGUAAGCACAUUGUUUUUAGACCUCGCAAGUUUGUUAGUACAUGCAACGUGCUUUUCCUGGGCUUUAAUAAUCAUAAAUGACCAUCGAUUUGUUCUUUACUAGAAGUCUUCAAUGUCUUUGGACUGUGAUUUGCUGAAGUAGCUGAUUUUGAACUCAAUAUAUCAAUUCUUAUGAUAAUUGGGGGUUAAUGUUCUGCUUCGCCAGGGAUGAGGCACUGAUCACCCUCAAUUUUUUGUGUUGUGAAAGUGAAUUAUAUUACACAACCAGUAAAUGAAAAGUAAAUUUAUACAUGUGUCUAAUCCAUCAACAUUAAAAUAACUUCUCAUCUUUAAGUUGUAUCCUACCACAACAUGGGGAUUGCACAAACUCUAAAAUUCGAAAAAAAACAAUGAAAAUUGUUUCUCAAUUUCUCACCAGCCUAAUCUUUUCUUCAUCUUAUUGCAAAGAACACUGAUAAAUUUUAAAGUCUAUCACUUUUCCUUUGAACUAUUCAUCUAUUUCUCCAUAUUUAAAUAGCAGUGUGUUGCUGUAAAUCAAAUACUAUGAUCUGCCCUUCUUCUUGAAUAUUGACGCCAACUUAAAGUUUUUUCAUAAAUGUGACUUGGUAAUGACAAGUACCCAGUUUAAGAUGUAAAAACUGUCAGAUUGCCAAAGGGAAGAAAGAAAGGAACACGAAUCCAGAAGUUUCCCCUCCCUACCUCCCCACAUAGGCAAUAAUGUGAAUGAUUUCUUAGAAAAGAAUGACCAUUUGCUAUUGGUAACUCUCCUAUGUGACAUUAUGUUAUGAAACCAACCAUCGUCUACACAAUAUGACCUGGACCCCCACGUUGAGGGGGGACCACGACAGAAUAAUGUACUGGGGCAUGUAAAUAUAGAAGAGGCCGAAAUAAGAAAAGGAAGGAACGAAAUAUAGAGUGGAGUGAGAGAUCUGUCCUUGGGGAGGUCCGAUUCGGGCACUCUUGUUCUUGAGGAUUGAUCCAACCUCAGGAACUCACCCUAUUGUCUGUGAACCUCUAUCGUCUUUUGAAUGUUCAUUUUCAAUUGUUCAAUCUGGUCCUUCUAUACAACAUAAGAGUUGGUUUCCUAAGUGGAGCCACAUCUAAGGUAAGAUUAGGGCGUAGAUUUGCCCAAAUCUCAAGAGGUUCGUAACAUUGGUAUCAGAGCAGACAUCAUGGUCCUUUUGUGAGAGCUCGGAGCAAUUACUGCAGGCACAAGAUUACAAGAGAUUGAAUUAUCAAGGCUGAAGCAGAAAUCCCUUUCAAGUUCGGACUACAACAAAUUCAAGAAAUGAAGGUAAUUCUUACAACGAUUUUGUCGUACUUCCAUAGAGUCAGAGCAUUGGAAGGGUAUUGGCAGAUCUACAGUAAGAAGAACGAUCAUCUAGUAUAAACUGAAACCUAUCUUGAUCGGCAGAUGCUCAUCAGGUCUAAGACACAUUAGAUGGCUUUGUUAAAAGAAGAGGUCACAACUUUGAAACAAGGAUAUGCUAAACAAGAACAAUCCCUAAUCGAGCAAAGAGAAAUCCUCAACCAGAUUUUCCAGAAAUUAUCCACAAGGGAUAUGUACUUAUGUUCGCAUCCAAAUGAUGAUCCAAGAGAGGAAUCGAGGCAACCAUAUAAUGGCACCCACUCAUUCAAGUCAAGCUUCACAAGAUGGCCAAACAUAGAUAAAUCAUAAGAUAGAUUUACUAGUUUUCAAGGAGAUGGCCUUGAGGGAUGGAUUGGGCGUGUUGAGAGAUAUUCCACCUAAACUCUAUGUCAGAACAUGAUAGACUCAAACAAGUUAUUUUGAGUAUGGAGGGAGAAGCCCUAGAAUGGCAUCUCUGGAUGGAAGAUAGGUUUCCAGUUCGAGAUUAGCAUGACUUCAGGAGUUAAUUGGGGAAACGAUUCAAGAUGUUUGAGAUUGGGAGUUCACUGCAACAACUAAUGAGCUUAUGAUAAGCCACAUCAGUAAAAGAUUACAUGGCCGAAUUUGAACGAAUUGCAACCUUUCUACCUCAUAUAAAUACAUAAGUAUUAAAAGAUUCAUAUGUGAGGGGUUUGAAACCAAACAUUAGCUCUGAAUUGGCGAUGCAUAAGCCCUUGGGGCUCAGAGAAACAAUGAAUUUGUCAAUCCAAGUUGAGAUUCAUCUUCAUGAAAUUUGAAAGUGUAAAUGAAUUCUUUGGGAAAUAGGUGAUUACAAAGCAUGAACCACCUCAACCACAACAUGAUUAUUACAAAAGAGAAUUCUAGAAUACAAAUUAUAGAGGUAAUUUCAGGAAAGAUAAUUAGGAUUCAGCUAAAGGCACAUUAAAGGGAAAUUCCAUGACAUUCAAGAAACAUGUGAGUAACCGCAAGAUACUCAAGUUAACGAAUCAUGAAUUUUAGAAGAGAAGAGUUAAGGGAUUAUGUUACUACUACAAUGAAAAUUUUGAUCUAGGGCAUCAUUGUAAAAAGGAGUUGAAUAUUAUUAUUAUGGAUGAAGACUAGAACAGUGCAGAAGAUGACAACACUAAUGAAGGGUGGGAACUAUUUGAUCAGGCCACAUCCAACACAGAUGAAAAUGCCUUCACUGCACAUGUGUCUUUAAACUCAGUCAUGGGAAUUACUUAGCAAGGGACUAUGAAACUAUGGGGCAAAAUUCAUGACACUAAGGUGUCUAUACUCCUUGACAGUGGGGGAACUCACAAUUUUUUGUGCACCAAAAUAAUUGAUAACUUAUCCUUACAAAUAGAGAAGUUAAACGGCUACAUCAUAGUUAUGGGCAGUGGCAACAUAGUGGCAUGUGUAGUAACUUUUAAGACUAUUCCUCUCCAUGUGCAAGGUGUUUUGACAGUGCAAGAUUUUUUACCACUAGAUUUGAGUGGCAUGGAUGUGAUCUUAGGCAUACAGUGGUUGAGAACUUUAUGGUAGAUUCAUGAUGGAAGACAAAAUUCACAUCUUCAAAAGAGACCCUUGUGUUACAAAAAUUAAUGUCACCAAAAAGAGUAGAGAAGGAACUUAAGUGUAGUAAGACAUAUAUGGUUGAAUUGCAUCAUAUUCACUUAAAUAAAGACCCUAAUGCACCAAAUGAUUUAGAAAUCAGCCUAAGAUUUUCCUAAUGCACCAAAUGAUCUCUUUUCCUAAGAUUUUUUUUAAUACCCCCCUAAGUCCCCCUCGGGGGGAGGAGCUGAAUUUGGUUUUUUCGGUCUUCUCGGAGAAAUCAGCUUUUUCAAAACUUGAUUUAAAAUCAAGAUAUUAUCAGAUCAGAAUGAAAAAAGAAGUUGUACCUAAGACUACAUUCAAGACUCAUCACAGUCAUUAUGAAUUUAAAGUCAUGUCUUUUGGAUUGUCAAAUGCACUAGCAACCUUUCAAUCACUUAUGAACCAAAUAUUUCAACAUCAAUUGAGGCAAUUCAUAUUGUUUUUUUUUAUGAUAUACUUGUGUAUAGCGUCACAAUUGUUGAACAUCUGUCAUUAUAUGAGGAAGGUAUUUUCUAUUAUCUCUGAAAAUUUUCUUCAUAUUAAUGUCUAGUAUUUUAGUCACUAAGUGUCAGCAGGAGUAGAAGUUGAUAAGGAGAAGAUAUUUACCAUGACUAAUUGGCCAAUUCCUAUAAAUCUUAAGGAACUCUGUUAGUUCCUAAGGCUCACUAGAUAGAUUAAGUAUAAUCAUUUCAUUGCCCUACAUCAUCCAUUCUCAGCCAAGGAGGUCGCUCAAUUAUUCAUCAAGGAAAUCAUAAGGCUCCAUGGGUUUCCAAAGACAGUGGUCUCUAACAGGGAACAAAUAUUGUUAAGUGUAUUUUGGCAUCAGCUACACACUAUGAGACUGAACUCAAAUUCAGCUCUUCUUACCACCUUCAAACAAAUGGACAAAUUGAAGUAGUAAAAAAUGCUUAGAAAAUUACUUGAGAUAUGUGGUAUUUAUAAACCAAAGUAGUGAAAAUUAUGGCUUCAUAGGAUAGAAUAUAGUUACAAUACUUCCUAUCAUUCUUCUAUUAAAAUGACUCCUUUUUGAGUGGUAUAUAACAGGGACCCGUCAAAACUUAUCAAAUAUGGAACAUCUCUUUCACCACUUGAUGCUAUCGGUCAACUACUCUUGGAAUGAGAUGCUCUCCUCAGGAUUUUGAAAUUCAACUUGCACAAGGCACAAGUGAGGAGUUAAACCCUCACUAUUUUGGUCCGUAUUCUAUUAUGGAAAGAAUUAGACCAGUGGCAUAUAAACUCCAAAUGCCAAAUCAUUCAAUUAUUCAUCCGGUGUUCCAUAUAUCCCAAUUUAGGAAGACACUCAGAAUAGACAGUAGAAGCCAACCAAUUCUCUCGACACUAUCAGAAGAUCAGGAAUGGAUAUUAAUUCCAGAUGGAACAAAAGCUCACAAGUUGACUUUUCAAGGCAUAGAGAUAUUAGUUUCAUGAAAACAUCUUCUAGAGUUUGAAUCGUCAUGGAUGAUAGCAUCAGCUUUCCUUCGACAUUUUACUACAUCUCACCUUGUGGACAAGGUAAAACUCAUGGGGGGGAGUAAUGUUAUGAAGCCAACUGUCAUCUACACAAGAUGACUUGGACCCCCACAUUGCGGGGGGACCACGACAGAAUAAUGUACUGGGCUUAUAAAUAUAGAAGAGGCCGAAAUAAGAAAGGGGAAGAAGGAAACAAAGAGUGGAGUGAGAGAUCUGUCUCUAGGGAGGUCCAAUUCAGGCUCUCCUGUUCUUGAGGAUUUAUCCGACCAUAGGAACUCACCACACUGUCUGCGAAACCUCUAUUGUCUUUCCAAUGUCCAUUUUCAAUUGUUCAAUCUAGUCCUUCUAUACAAUAUGAGUUGAUUUCCUGAGUGGAGCCAUGUCUAAGGUAAGAUUAAGGCAUAGAUUCGCCCAAAUCUCAAGAGGUUCGUAACACAUUAUUAAGUGUUUGUGUAGUAGACUUCAUAUUGCACAUCGGAUCUGAAAAUCCAUUGUUCUUUUUUCCAUCUCCAGUUGCACUUGUUUAGUACUAACCUUGAGAGGACCAUUUUCCUAACAAACCCAGAAAGCCUUCAAGUUGUUGAAUGUCAUCAGCCUCGAGAUUUCUUCUGAACUUUGACUGCUGAUCUACUUGUACAAUAGUGACAUUAGGGUCUCAUGUAGGCUUGAAAAGAAUCUGAAAUUGUUAUGUAUAGAGGUCCUACAACAGUUGUCCCUAUAUAAGAUAGGCUCUUGCAUUUUUUGUACUAAUAUCUGAAAUAGGCCCAUUGCAAUUUUAUAGAAUAUACUUACCAUUGAAGUACCAUGGAUGUUACUGGGUACUGUACUAGGUUCCCAAAUUCUUAGUCAUCCAAUUAACACAAUUGAAUUGAAUUUUUUAGUCGAAUAACAAGAAGCUUGGGAAUCCCAAUGAAGCGGCAACCAGGCCCUCAAGAGAGCUACAGUCAAAUGCCAAGUGCACCAUCAGCUUUGUGUUCAUAGCAUUUUCCACGUCAAUUCGAAAUCAUGGUUGAGUUGGCACAUAAUUGAACUUGCUUUGAUUGCUUGAAUAGACGCAGAUAUCUUGGGAUCAGGUACAAAGAGCACAUGAGGGGCCCCUGUUUUGGGGUUCACAGACCUGCCUUUGCAUGAAGUUGUCCAAGGUUCUGAGGUUUAAGACUACUUUAUUGCACAUUGGUGUUCAGAAAAAAAUGGAGAGAGGUCAAACAUAUAAACAGCAUAAGAACCAUACACUUGAAACUAAGACAUUUCUCCAUUAUAUUUAUGUACGAUGUGGAAUGAGUAGAAAAUUACGGAGUAAACACUUCAAGAAAGAAUUUUGUUGUAUUUUUUCCAAAAUUCCAACAUUUCUGUUGGAUCCACUGUAUUGAUUGGUUUGUCCUUUUUUCUGUACGUUCCUUCCAAGAAUCAUUCCUCUGAACUAAUAAAGCUUUAUUGAAUGUUUAAGCUCUCUACAUGACUCUUUUGGUCUACCUUUCUGGGACCUUAAGCUUGUUGCCCUAGGUAUCUUAUCUCUGUCAAGUAUGUUGAAACCACCAUCUCUACAAGUCACUAUUUUUCUUUUUUUGGUAUCACACCCAGUCUGAUGUUCUGAUGCAUCCUUUUUUUAGUUUUCUGUCUGUUUCAGUUAUCCAUGAUGUUGAUUUAGUUAUUUCCUAAUGUCUUUGGCAUAGUUAUUCUAACAUAUGCAUGAAACAUGUAGGUAUGGUGAAAAAUUUGCAGCAAAAAAUAUACGUAGUUAUUUUAAGAAGGUGAAGAACGCCCAAGAAGCCCAUGAAGCUAUCAGACCAACCAGCGUACGGAGGCUACCCUGUAAGAUACUGAUAUAAUUUUGGAUGGAAUGCUGUCUUUAUUUUUUGUUUGUGCAUUAUAUUUUUUCAAUUUUUAUCUAUUCCUUUAGCAACUGGUCAUGGGCUGACUCUGGGUUAAUGGACAAUCUGUCCUCUUACUUGUCACUUUUGGAUACACCUACCAAAUUCAGUCUCUCUCAGUUGGUGUCUUAUUAACUGGGAAAAAAUCAAGGGAAUCCUGUUUGUCAGCUCCCUUUGUAUUAUUGCCAAUAUUUUUCCUUGGAUCUCUCUCUUCCCUACCUUGCUUCCCCUUGCUCUUCUUGGCCUGGGCGUUGGAGGAUCAUAUCAUUUUUAGGGCGAACCUGAGAACAUGAUCAUAUCAAGUCAUUUACAUGAGAUAAUGCCCUAUCAUGUUAGCAUAUAAAGUAUUCACUCUGUUUACUUUCUUCAAAUGCUACCAGUAAUGUCUUCACCUGUAUCCUUUUAUGUAGCAUCCCUGGUUGGAAUAAUUGAUGAAGACUCUCUGAGGUUGUACACUCUUAUUUGGAUGCGGACAAUGGCUUGCCAAAUGGAAACAUCUACGAGUGAUCUGGUCCGUUCUUAUCUCUAUUUACCCGUUUCCAUAACGCUCUGAUUUGUUUUAGUACCUAUCAUCAGUUUUUCAGCAGUUGGGCCAUUAUAUUAUAGUAGCGAGAUAAUGUGGUGGUUUUUUUUCUUUUUUUAGCAGUGAUGCCUAAGUGGUGUAUCCUGUUAAAAUCCAAUUUGUUUUCUUCUUCCUUUACAUGAAUAUUGAUCCAAGUAAAGAAAUUUCUUUUCUUAUAUGAGCUAGAUGACCAUGUGCUACUAUCCACUUUCAAAAUAAAAAUCUCCUGUAGCCUUUCUACAGUUGUUACCUGAACAAAAAUCUAAAGCCAGUUCAUCAAUUUUUAUUUUUUUUUGUUAGGUAUCACUAGAAAUUCCUAUUUACCUGCUAUAGAAAUGAUGAUGCAUCAAUUCUCCUUUCCUUGGAGAUUUUGAAUACCGACAUUUUCCAAGAUUCAAUUUUCCCAAUGGUAUGGUCAAACUAGGGAUGUCACAAUCAGUUUGAAUCAAACACUUGUUUCUCAGUUUGAACCUACAGAAUGAUAGUUUUGGUCAAAUCACACUUUACCACAUGAAGAAAGUCCUAUAAUUCCUUACACAUUAUAUCCAGAAGAUGGUAACCUUGCUUUAUAGGGUUUUCAUCUUAUCAUCCAGCAUUAUAUUGGCGUUGUCAGGCAGUGUGCCAAUUUAUGUUCUAUACUUAAUUGUUUAACAAUCUGUUGUCAUUGGGUUGUUCUGAACCUUUAAUUCUUCAUUGAUGUGAUUACUGCUGUCUCAUGUAGAUUCAAGUUGACUUUGGAAAUACAGAAAGAGAUAUCCUUCUUCGGUCAUCUGCAUCAAGAGUUGGAUUCCUGGGAUUCCAAGCAGUCUAUCAGGUUUUUUUGGGUCUAAACUUGAUAAUUAUGCUUUCAUGGGGAAAAAAAUUGGUUUUCUCAUAAUAUAUCGACGCCAACCUCUCUCCAGGAAGAUUUUCUUUGACUCCCUUAACAUUCAAUUAGAUAACUCGAUCUAACUUUGGCACGAAGUGUUAUUACGAGUGAAAUAAAUUGCAAUACAUACUCAUACUUGUUGAUAUCACUGAAAUCUGAAGUCUGAAAUCCGAGUUCUGCAGCUUAUGACAGAGAAAGCGAGAGAAAUAUAAUACAUAACAAGCACAAAAAUGUGACUUCCAAUAAAGCACAAGUUUGAAAUUUAACUUUCAAAUUGGUGAAAACGAUUGGCUAGCAAAAUUAAUGUGUAUUGAUAGGUGGGGCGGGGCAUGGGAAGGUGAAGUAUGGCUGUGGUAGUUAACAUUGGUCUACAGCAGUCUGUUUUUUUCUCUCCUUUUUGUUUUCUGGUACACUUAUCUAGUCAAUUUUUUUUCCUUUUCCCUUAUCUGAGGAAUUGCAUCUGUGGCUCUUCAUUCUUCCGUUAAUAGCAUCUAAGAUUUCCUUAAUCUUACUUUGAGCAGCUAGUGGAAGAUGAGAUUGUUCACUUUCUGGCCGGUAAUGUUUUGGAGGAUUUAAUUUAAUGUUCAGUCCUCCCUUUUCACGAAAUCAGAUUAGCCAUGAUUGGUCCAACACAAAUAGGUCACCUCAGAAGAGUAUCAGUGGUCUAUUAUGGUUCUGGUAUCUUAGCGUGUACCGUUGACCUUAAAUGUCUAAUAAUAGUCGUUUAAAAACAAUGAUCGUUGCUGUACUAGUUCUUAGUGAUGGGUGGUGAUGAUGUUAGCAUCUUUUGGUAUGUGUUGGCCUGGCCACUUUCACUUUUUUAUUAUUGAGAAUCGUAAUUCCAUACCAUUUUAAAUGGUUUCUAAAAUAAGGCCUCAAUUCAUAAAAACAACAUGAAAAUAUUCCAAUUAAGCCUUGAUUUUGUGGCAUGUAGUUUAAAAUUCUGAACUCCUGAAAAUGAUUCAUUUUGAUUAUGGGUGGUACAGAGUUUUCAAAGCAUUGCCUAGCUAGUGUCCUUGUGAGAAAGUAGCCCAGGCAGCUAAGGGAUCCGGGUCACUUAAUUGGACAGAAAAAAUACCAUAUUUGGAAUAUGAAUAUUUAAUUGUGUUGUUUGUUGUAUGUUGUAAACACACAUACAAAUAUAAUUCAUAUUAUUUCUAACCUUUUUAAUAAUUAUUUUCCAUGGAUAAAACAUUAAACCUUGCCUGAUGGCUUGCCCUGCCACAUAAGCCAAUAUGGAGGCAUAUAACCGCAAGGUUAUAACAUGUAGGUGUGCACAAAUGUGUGUGCAACUCUGCUUAGGUGACAACAUUCUUCUUUGAAGUGUCCACUAUUCUAUUUGGAAAUAGGACUAUGCUCAUUGCAAACCAUAAUCACUGUACCGGUCUUAUAAAAAAAUGAUACUCUUAGUUCUUGAAAAUCCUUAAUUUCCUUUUUCAGAUUUGUGUAGGUUGAUGGCUUUUUUAAAUGAUCUUUAAUCGUGUUGUUUACAUGAUUCCAAUUUGAAAUUUUUUAAAACAAUUUUGUGGAUGCUACUUUGUUUGGUAUUUAAUAGGCGUCGAGUAUUACAUUUACCAUGAUUAUUUUAGGACAGUGAAGUUGCUCUCUACCGAGGUGAUGAGAAUCGAGUUACUGAGCACGAAGAAGCUUUUAAAUGUCUUUUGGCACUGAAGGUAAUUAUUUUCUAAACUAUAUUCUUGUGCUUGUACUGGAACAUGCUGGUCUUUAUAAAAUCAUUAUUAAAAAAGGUCCAUAUUCCAGGUUUUGAUUCCCUAUCUAUCUAACAUACAUUAAUUUUUUUAGGUGAAUGAUCCAGUUGAGGUUGUGAAGGUUGAACUUGAACAACACCAGACUAAACCUCCUGCACGAUACUCUGAAGGUUCAUUGGUUAGUGUUUUGUUUAUCACUAAUUAUAGGGGGGGUGCCUAUUUUGGUUGUGAAAGUCCUAUUUUUGUCCAUCUUGAAGGUAAAAAAGCUGGAAGAACUUGGGAUUGGAAGACCUUCUACUUAUGCACCCAUCAUAAAAGUGUUGCAGGUAUGUAGCAUUUUUCUUUUUUAUUUUAUUUUAUUUGGGAUCAAAUUAUAUCCUCCAUUUCGGUCGGUUGUCCAUUUAAUGGAUGCCAAAAUUCUACUGAUAUAUUUAUUCUAUGGUAACUUUUAAUUAUUUAUUGAAUAUUUAGCGGCUUUCCAGUGUGUCAAGCCAUGUUGUGGAGAAAGGAUCAUUCAAAUAUUUAAUAUUAGUUGUUGAUAUCUGAAGAAAUUCGGUGGAUCGAAAAUUUGCGGAAAUGAUUGAGUACCUCUGAAAAUCCUCACUAGCGAGUUUUUUAAUCUUCUCAAUGAUGUGCUUCAGAUUUUUUGUUGUGCGAGGGAAAGGCAAUCACAUGAAACUGAGAAUCACACCAUUGACAUCGAAUUUGUGUGUCUCUAGUAAGGUGAAAUACGAUACGGGCAUCCAAAAGGGAUGUUUGGAUCUAGAGGACUGGUUGCCUUGGCAGGACAUGAUUUGAGGGACAAGUGUAACUCUGUGUGGCUUGGCAGAAGAAUGGCUACUGUUUGGAUUCUCACCCCUAAUGGUAAUGAGAUUUAUGCCUCGGAAUGAUCUUUGGAAAGAGGGGGAUAUCAAAAAUAGGAGGAUGCACAAAAUUAGAACAUGAAAGAGGAGUAGUUGAGGUGCGAAAAUUGGGCUACUGGAGAUCUGGCAGAUAAGAAGCUGAAAUGCAUUCGGAUUAAAUGAAGAUCAUGACUUGGAAUAUUCAAUCGAAGGGUCAGCAGAGGAAGAUUGUGGUAUUGACAGCCUAGAGUGGGGGUUCUUGGUCGAUGAUUAUACUUUGUGUCCUGGAGACUAAAUCUUAACACAUAGGGGAUGGAAGACUCGAUGUGGGUGUUCCUAUAUUGUGUUGUUCCGUAAAAAAUUGUACUCGACUAAUAUAAAUGUUAAGAUGCAACGAUUCCAUAUGAUUGGGGUGGUUGAAGAAUUUUGUGUUUCUUUAGUUUGGGUAGUUAUCGUUUUUGUGUAUUUCCUUUUUUUUUGUUGUGUGUUAAAUGCAAGCUGUGUAUAGCUUUAUAGAACCUCAUCUGGUAUUCUAUGAAAAAACGUUGGUAUGAUUUUGCAUAAAUACACUUCGUUUCUAUAUCAGUGGCAAGGCAUUAAUCAACUUCCGAAAGAUUUGUUCCUGUGAAUAUAGUUUUCUUCCAUUAUUUUUCACGGUAAUUUUGAUAACUUUGUUCUCUUUGGUGUUCAUUCUUAGUUUCACUUAUUAAAGGGGAAGGCGUGAGCUAAUUGUUCACUUCGUUAGACAUUUUGUUAUGAAAUUCAGUCAGUUAUUUACUUUAUAGUACUGAGCAUUAAUAUUUUCUUAUAUUGUAGAAACAUUUUUCUCCUUUGACAUUAAUGUAAGUUUGAAAUCCUAGCCCAUCCUUGUUUUCUAACUAAACUAUUUGUAAAUUAUAUGAAUUUAAAGAGUAUUAUGUCCUGUCUCUCUUGAUAUAUAGUUGCAUAAGCAAAGAAAUAUAGUAGGUUGAUGAAAUACUGAUAACGUUUGAAAAAUAAUUUUAAUCUCCAUAUAUUAUUUGUAUUUUUUAGAUCAUCAUUUGUAUUAUAUCCAUUUGUUAGCCAAAAUCAUGACUUGACAUGUUAUAUGUUUCAUAAUUCAAUGUAGCUAACAAUUAUUUCCAGCAAUUUAACAUAUAUUUUUUUCUGAAAUCUGUAUUUCUUCGGUCUCCCAGGAUAGAAACUAUGUAACGAUGAAAAAUCGAGCUUUACUUCCAGAAUUUCGAGGCCGCAUGGUAUGAGCUUAUAUAACGAACAUUUAACUAUUGGGUUAAUCCAAAGCAACUGUAAAAAUGUUUUAUUAUCAUCUCUAUCCUUUAUCUAAACUUUUUCAUGCUUAAUUCUGAAAUCCAAUUUGUGCCUUUACCCUUGUUAUCCUUCUGCGGUUUUGUUUUAGCAUGGCCUUACAUUGUUGAAUCCUAAAUAUCAUUGGAAAUUUUUUCCAUAGAUCUGGAGAAGAGAUCCUUCUAUCCUUUUCAAAUGCCUUAGCAUAGGCAGAUAAUGUAACUUUCCUUUGGCAAACUAGAUGAUAAUAUCCGAUUUAUCUGGUGGUUUUUUUAUUGCUGUAUAAUUCAUAUGAAGUUUUUAUCCGUCAGCAUUGUUAUAAAAAUUUAAAGAGCUCUUGGGUGAAAGACUGCUGAUAGUUAGGGAAAAUCCUAGUUCCUAAUGAGUUGAGAGCAAUGAAAAUGAACUAGGAGAAAAUGAUGCGCACAAAAUUAUACUGAUUCGCCCGGGGAAGAGAGUUAUAUUAUAUUCACUUUGUGCUAAAGGAUUCGGUUCCAGUAUCCAUCUGAUACAGUUGCAAGGCUCUGCACCAUUGAUGGCUUCCUGAAAAAUACCCUUGUAUUAUACCGCAGGAAUCAGGGAAGACUGGUGACAGAAUAUUGAGAAGACCUUGUGCCAGAAUAUUUAUAUCAUAUAUAUUACUGCUAUUAUUUAUUAUAUUUUUUACCACCUUGUUCACCUUAGUCGCCGUAAAACCCUGUUUUUUUUUUUCGUACUUGAUAUCGGAUCUUACAGAAAAAUCUAUAUACGUAUAUUCAUGAUUCUUAGACUAGGAAACUUAUUGUUCUAUAGAGGUCGCCUGAGGUAUGAAAUGUGUGCCUAGUAAGGCUUAAAAAACUAAAUUACAGAAAGGCUCUUUCGGUAUUCUUUACUUAAUGUUAUAUAGAUUUCCAUGAUUCCUAUAUUCAUUUCCCUAAAUUUUUAUUUUUAUUUUUUAUCGUUUUGUAAGGGCUGAGGCUUAGGAAAUCUUGGUUUAUUUUGCACACAAGUGCCAACACCUGUCUCAAUUGUUGAUAUAUAACGGUGUCGACUUUCCAAUUCAUGGGUUGACUCCUGAGCUCUAAUUUGUUACUCUUUUCAUAAAAUAACUUAUUUUCUGCACGUUUUCCCUUAAUUUUGGACAUUUAUUUAGCUUAGUGAAUCCUGAAUUUAUUUGCCUAGAAGUGAUGCAAAAAAUGCACAAUAGUUGGUAGAAGAUAAUCAGCUUGUAUUGUUCAACAAUAUUUUUUCCUUACAAAAGAAAGAUUUUUUCGUGUUACCCCAAAUAGUUGCAUAUUAUAUUUUAUUUCUAAAGGCAACGGAAACUCAUAAGGAAGGGGGAUACCGUUACCACAUAGUAGCUAAAACUAAAAGAGUUUCCAACAACAAAGGUGAAAAGGCUUUCUUGCACGCGUUACUUGUUAUGUUUUAGUAUCAAGGGACUACUAGAAUCUUCUUAAAAUGCAAGUUGCCAUUCUUACUCUGAAAACCUGAUCAGUCUCAAUUUUCGCAUGUUAAAUAUGUUAACAGUUCUUACUAAAUUCUCAGCGUCUGAUCUCAACUAAGGCUGUCCGGAAGUAUUAAGAAAAAAUAUGAAGUUUGAUAUUUAGAUUGUCAAGUCUUGCAAAUACGCAAUGAAUCUGGCAAGUUCACAAACAACCUCUUAUAUGCCACGUUCAUUUUAUUCAACGUCUAAAGUUUAAAUUAUAAACGAGUAAGGUAGUGAAUAAAGCCUGAAAAUGAAUGAAAUGUCAUUGGAUCCAUUAAAAAGCUCUAAACAUAUUACUUAAGAAAAGCAACCCAAUUUAAGAAAAAAUCGCAUUUGCCUUCAUUGUCGGGGAGUCAUGGCUCGUUUGGUCUUUCUUGUCAUCAAAGAUGAUGAGAUUUACAGUCCUCACAAUGUUAGAAAGCAUGAAAAAUAUCUUAUUUAUCUGACUCUGUUUUGAAACAAAAAUCCCUGAAGGUGAGAGUGUUCCGAGUAAAAUAAAGCCCUUGCGGUUUCAGCUUGUUUCCUUUUACAAUCGAGUUCGAUUGAACAUUAGAAAUAAUUCCGGGCGGUUCCUUAUUUUUUCUUCCACUGCAGAUAAUAUCUGAGUAGGUUUCUUCAAUGGUUUAUUGGUAAUCUUUCAAAUGGUACCUGAUAUCUUUUUGUAACAAUCUAAUUUUUAUGUCUAUGUUUACGAAUUAAUGGUAUCUAUUUGUUGAUAUGCAUUCGUCUAUUGUCUUCAAUUUUAGAUGCAUAUAUAUUAUAGAGAUUGACAGUUCUUCUAUUUGUCUAUUUCGAAGAAAUAGCUCAGCUCAAUUUUCACUACUUGUUUUCUAUAGGUUUCAGCAUUUCUGUCACACCAUUUCUCUGAGGUUGCAGACUACAGCUUCACAGCUGAUAUGGAGAAUGAGGUAACCCAUAUGAUUUUCUAUUUUUUUUAAUUUGUGAUUUUUUUCUUGUUGCAUUUCUUCCUUGAUGGUCACAGAUGCUAAACUAUGAGGAGACUAGAUGAAGGUAAUUUGCCGCUCAGAGGCUGUGCCAAAUAUUUGGGAAUUGUACGAUUUCAGGCUCCAAUUUGUGAUCGAGUUCACUAUGCCAUGAUUUGUUAAGUUUAUCACAUUAGUCAGACUGAAAAACUCAAGAAGGCCUUAAAGCUGACUGCUUUUGGAAAUCUAUUGAUCAUUGUAGUAGUUUGUCUUCAACAGAUCAAGGAUGAUUCAUUUCCAAGAUGUUCCGAUGUCCUUAAAUUACUAAAUUAGGCCAUUGUUCCCUGUUUUUCGUUCCACAUAAUGCUGAAAACCCUCACUACAAGAUCAAAAUGGUAUGAAAAUUUAUAUUGAUCUCAAUGUCACAUCCUGUGCCAACAAAAGCAGAAAGAACUUUCAAACUUUGACCAUGUGGUGCACUUCUCUGAAGCAAGACUGAUUGAACGACAGAACUGAUAUCUUGAGCGUGGACAUCUGUGAUCCAUUUUUUAAUGUCGGUUGCGGUCGAUUUCUUCUUUUGAGAUCUUUUAAGGGGAAUGCCAUUUCUCCUGCUGCUUCUUGAACAUUAAUGGUAGAAGAGGGUCUGAGAUUCCACACAACACCCUGGGUAUCUGCAUGAGCCUUAAGGUAGCCAAGUGGCUGCUUAUGACGUAGGUCUCUGUUAUUAAGGCGGUGUGAGCCUAAAAUGAGGAUAAAUGUUGUGCUAUGAGAUUGGUGAGGAACUGAAUAUCUGCUAUCUACAUUUUUUCUGGCGAUAAAGGUGUGAUUGAAGUUCGGUUAUUGAAUUAGGUUUUCAGAAUUAUCAGUUGAAGAUUAGCAGCUGAACAAGUGUCAAGUUUAUUUCACAAUCUUAACAUAGAUAUUACUGAGCCAUCUUAUAGUUCUAUCCCUAGCUUAUAAUCAUUUAGAAUUUGUACACAUCUUCACAAAGAUGUCAACAUCAUUGAUGAUUUUUUCUUUCUUUAGUCCUCGUGUUAUGAUUUCUUAAUCUACUCCAUUUUUGGAUUCAUCUCUUACAUCCUUUGUUGGAUACAUGGUUAACCAAUUUAACAGCUUGACAAUGUUUCGGCUGGCAUAACUGACUGGAAGGGACUUCUGAGAGAUUAUUGGUCUCGAUUUAGCAGGUUCUGCCAACUUGCUAGUAAUGUUAAUAUUCGGCAGGUAUUGGUUUCCUCUGACAUAUUUGCCUGAAUAUUCUUAGAAUGUCAGUACGGUCUUUACUUUUUGUGGCUAUGAGAAACUUCAGUCCAUAAAGAUGUCAUAGAUGUAGCCUUGUUUACUUUUAAUGCUGUUGGAGUUGUACCGUUAUGUCUCUUCUUACGCUUGAACCAAAUUUCUACCAGAAACUAGCUUUAAACUGUUUUUGACAUGGAGGGUGGCAUUAGCCACCAGUUUUUAUGUUAAAUGAUGGGUGUGACAAAAUCGAUGCAUGAAAAAACGAUAUGCCUUGAACACCCACGUCAAAAUUAUCAUUAACCGUAAUCCAUCAAUCAUUGGUUUGGUUUAUCCAAUCAUUGAUCUAAAGAUAUGGUGAAUUCUGGCCACAGCUGUUUGCAGGACAUCAACCCCCUUACGGGUAAUGAGAAGUACUUGAAGAAAACAUCUAAUUAGUAUCCAUGCAAGGUCACACAUGGCUAGUUGAUAUGCAGAAAACUACAUUGCAUAGUAGUGGCGAGCAAUCCUCAAAAGACUAUCUAGACUAACGAAAAAAUGAAAAUUUGAUUCAGGAAUAUAAUGUCCUUCUCUUGAGCAACUGGAAGCGAGAACAAAUUAGUACCAAAUCAUUUUUGCACACUUCUAACACUGGAUAUAUCAUAAGCGCACCAUUAGAGAUCAAAUGUGAUCAUGAAUGACGCACUGUUGCCAGGAUGCAGACUACUUACUAGAGCAACUUGUACUUUUGGUUAUCAUUCGUUGUAAUACAACAAUAACAGUUUGGAAGAUUCACAUGGCUUUAUAGUUGGAUCAAACUCAUUGUUAUGGCAUGGUGGGCAAAGGAGAAUUCCAUGAAAUUAAUUAUGUUCAAUGCAAAGCUGCAUGGUUGAUAUUAUAUAUAUAUAUAUAGAUAGAUAGCUAUAUUAAUUUCAGGCUUCUGUGGUAUUCGGCAAAGGUUUGGCAAGUAACUGAGGCGUCUAGGGAUUGUGUUUUGGCAGAUUGAAAUGUAGUCUGCAUUUGGGUAGGUUUUUUUGCGGGGAUGGGGGUGGCGCAGGCAGGAAGCUCCUGUUUUUGGGUUCUUUAAAAUUUUCUUUGGUAUUUUUGUAGACAUAUCCUUUUGCGUGGUGAACUGCCUUUUGUACACUUUUUUGUGAUUGUGGUGACUUCCUGCACCCCUUCUUUCUUUGUCAUUAAUUCAAUGCGAUAUGAUUCUAUUCAUUCUUUUUCAUAGGUUGAGAAGAUGUUGGAGGAAACACUUGGACAUAUCUUGUUUGCUUCACUUCCAGAUAAAGGUCGAGCGUGUCCCAGGUACUUUUUUCGUUUAUUGCUGUAUACCUUCUCAUAGUUAUGAAGCAGAUUUUUUUGUUGAUAGUCUUUAUUUGUAAGAGAUGCUGUUUUCAUCACCAGAGAAGAGUUCUUGUUUGAUGCUCGUAAGAAAUAAAUUUGGAUGGAUUUUUUGCCUAAUCGGAAGCAUGGUUAACUCCUUCAAAGCAGCUGAAAUGUUGACUCCAAGAUCUGAGUUCUGCAGUAAUGGUUUUCAUUAACUGUCUCGAGGUUCUUUAUUUUUAUAUUACAAUGUAUCUCGUACUAUUGUAGUUUUGAUUUAUGCCCACCAUGUGGAGCACAUGCAGAUGCGAAGCCGCUAUCAAAUCUUUACAGUGUUUAUCUAAGAGUUACACUCAUUCCUACUGUUGUCCCCGCCCCCCCCACCCCCCACUGGGAAGUAACAUCUUUUGUCCCCAGAAAAUUUCAUCUCCUCCCUGAUUUCCUCCUUUUUGACGACAUUUCUAACCAGAUUCCACUUCAGUGACGAAGAGCAAAGCAUAUUUACCUUCAAAUCUUAUUUUACUAGAUCCUGCAGAAGAAAAUUUCUAAUAUACUUUUUUGAGCUUCAGCUCAUCGGAUCAGUAUCGAAUUGGUUAGGUUAAUCAUUGUUGUGGAAAAAUGCCAUCUCAAAAUUUAAAAAAAGGUAGGAAUGAAGAUUUGUGUUUGUAAAAACUGCGUUAUGGACAUAUUCAAUAGAGCAUGGCAUAACUGCCAGAUCUUUGCAUUUUCCCAUAGACCCUGCAUCUAGGCAGCUUCCCACGAUGGACACCUUCAGCAGAGGGUGGCGUCAGAAGGUGCUUGCUGAUGUCAGAGGUGAGUCUUUCCUCCCAUUUCUCUGUUGCAGCGACUAUCCAUCCUUACUUCUUUCUGGUCUGCUGGUGUAGUCAUUCCCUAGCAUUCAAGAGGGAAAAAAGUUUUUAAAAAAAUCCGGUUUAGAGGUAGAAGCAGCUGCUUCUUCCGUUUCUGCUGUCAGUAAUGGAGAGGGCUUCUCUAUUCUUCUUUCUCUUCCUCUUCUUCCACUUCUUUUACCACGUUCUAUGCUUGAAAUGAUGGUGGGUGACAAAAAAAGGGUGCAAGAAAGAGUUGGCCUGGGUAAACCUGAAAAUAAUGAGUAUCAGAUCCUUAAAAGUUUAUCUGAAGUGAUAAGAAUACGGCAUUUUCCCCAUGAAUCGUAUGAAAAUGUUGAAAAGGAACCUAGUUUGUUCAAUUUCAAAUGUAACUAGAUUCUAUGAAAAUUAUUAAUGACUUUUAGCAUUGAAGACGCUUAGCAUUGGAAAAUGGAUGAAUUCUCGCACCUAGAUGGUUCAUCCAUCUGCAUUAUAAAUUGUAUGACUUCAGCAAAGUAGAUUUGCUUUUAUAUACAAAAGGAUUAAUGAAAAAGUAAAUAUUUAAAUUAUGAGAAAUGUUUACCAGGGUUUCUUAUCCAAUUUAUUCGUUUCUUCAUCCCUCUGGUACUUUUAGCACCCCUUUUACAGGAAGUCACAGAACAUGGCGUGUCUGUGGCUGGUUGUGGUUACUGUUCUGUACUGCAGUUGAGGGUCAUUGGACUGCUCUUUCGAAUGGCAGUAUUUCCUCCUUUUGAGUAUGUCUAGGUUAGUCGUGAUUAGCUUUUGUGAAUGUUUUUCAGCGUUCCUGGAGAGACUCUCCUGGCAUGAUAUGUAAUCUGUAAUUAGAGUUACAUCACGCCGGGGCCUCUAUGACGAACAGUCACUCUUGACCGAGAUUUUAUAAUAGAUUCUUUUAGUUUGAUGCCCUGUUGACUGCUCAUGUCAUAGAAGGUUAUGGCAUUUGCUUUGCUGGAUAUAUUUCAAACAGUUCUCUAAUGGAAUCGUCUCUCUCAAAUCUCAAUCAUCUUUGUAACAAUAGCCCUCCCUAUUAACUCGAAAAAAUAAUAUUUAAAUCUUGAAAUAGCUAUGCUACGUGAUACGUAUGGAUUUCGGUGCUGGGAAUCACCUGUCAUGAAGCCUCUUUUUUUCCUUUUGGUUGAUUUUUCUAGUAUUGGUAACUAGAUGUCCCCGACACACAAGGUGUUCAGAACCACACUGAGCAGCCUUUUACGUUGCUGGUGUGGGCUUUUUUGGGCCCACUCUGUGGCCCCUGGAUGAUAUUUGAUCUAACAUAUUCACCUUCUUGUGUUCCCACUCAUCCCAUCAAUUAAUGUUUGGAUUUGGGUACCCUGGGGGGCAAUCAAUCUUUGUUGUUGUAACUGUGAGUGAUGUAUAAUACUGUUGCAUUCGAAGUAGACUUAUUUUCAUAUGCAGUGUGGGGCAUCCCUUUGCUCAUUUCUCAUUAUUCUGGAGUACAAAAAAAUCACAAAGGCACCUGGAGGAACUCACAUGCCAAUUGGUUUAAUAUAUCUUAUGAUUCUAUUUGGGCACAAAAUGCCAUGACAAAGAAAUGCAAAUAAGAUCCUUCAUAUUCCAUCUUCGUUUGAUGAUUUCUAGAAGAAGAUAUUUCGAAAUUCAUCCUUAAUGCAUCUUAAGUUUGUGUACUCUGCUUUCUGCAGUCUUGUCUAGUAUCUGAUCAACAGUCUGGUCAAACGAAGGUCAGAAAGAUCCUACUGUUUUUCUUUUUAACUGAUUUUCAAUAUGAAUACAGCUGUUCAGAUGGGACGUUAGUUCUUAAAGUCAGUAGAUUUGGUGCCGGCUAUUUCAUUGGCUGUAAUCAACACCCAAGAUGCAAGUAAGUGCUGAGUUAUUUUCUUCAACCCUUCAGUGUAAUUUUGUGCCUGUGAUUCAUAUUCUCUGCUUAUUGCAUGGUCUUCCCAGGCGAAAUAUCUCCAUCAUCCACGAGUGUAUUUUCAUAAAAUUUAGAAAUGGGGGUGAUUGAGUGAUGAGGCCUUACUUUGACGUCGGUGGAUGAAACAAAGAGGGGUUGGCUCGAUGUUGGGCUUAUGUUGGUACUAGUUUCAGAAUCAAAACUAGAGUGAGGGAAUAUGGAAAAUUUGUCUUGCAGCAUCUCAUAAAAUCUCCUGCUUGUUGGGACCUUGGAGUGGUGAAAGUUUCCUACACUGACAGAGUAUCAUUACCUACGUACAAGUGAGUAGUGAAAGGACACGAAGUUCUUCUAUGUUAAAGGUCUGCCAGUUUCUGUAUGACCAAGUCUUAACUUCUAAGUCCUGGAUUAGCUUUUUUGCUUUCACCUAACUGUUUCAUCUUCUAUGUCCCUCUGUUAACGGAUCAUCUAUUUCUGUCAAUCAUCAGUUAACAAUUUACUUGCAGGUACAUUGCAGGGACAGUGUUCAGUGAAGACGAAGAGGUAGUUCCAUCUGAAAAGCCAGAGAUGUGCUUUCAGCCGAAAUUGUUAGGCCUCAGUCCUAGCUCAAACGAGAAGGUUAUUUACGCAACUCUAAGAUUGAUUAUUAUCCGAGUCCUUGGUUUACUUUCGUCGGCUUAAGUAUAUCCUGUGUAUGCUUUUCUCCUUCAGAUUUUCUUGAAGAAUGGUCCCUAUGGAUUUUAUGUCCAACUAGGGGAGGACAGAAAAGGUUGUCCACCAAAAAGGGCUUCUAUUGAGGUCAGUGUGAAUAAAAUUGUCCACCAGAUGAUUUAUAAAUGAUUUGCAUUUGCAUAUGUUAGGGCACAAUUUGAUUGGAAAGUUUUUUAUAUUUUCACUUUGUCUCUUUUUAUAUUAUUUCGUGAUGCGCCAUGUCUUUCGUUUUUAGAUCAUUUUCUUUGAGGGAAAUGAGAAAUAUUUUAGAAUCGGUUGCUAAUUAUGACCUGAUCUGGGAUGAAUGGAAAUUUUAUUGGUAAGACCGAUUCAAUUCUGGCCAAUAUAUGAUCGUAUUACGACUAAUUCUCACAACGUCAGGAGAAACUUUCACAUUUACGACUAGUACAUUAUUGAUUCUUUUUGUUUUCUGUUCUUUAGCCACGAGUUUUACUAGAAAUAGAAUAAUUGUUUUCUAAUGUUUAGUAGGAAAGAAAGAAUUCGCUUAUUUUUUCUGAUGUUUCUUACGCCAUUAAUAAUAUUUUUUUACAUUUAAAACUACAAUAGCAAUCAUAGCCCAUUAGAUCCUACCCGUCUCACCUUACCUUUUUUAACACUAAAAACAAGUAUCUUAACUUCACAAAAUAAAACAGGAUCAUGACUACUUAUGGAUUCUGUGUUGCAGAGGCAUCGAGGGCUUCACCUCCCUCAAUUUGUGAGUAAAUAUGAAGACUAAGUUGAAUUUUAAUUGAAUUUCAAUCACCUGCACCAGUCCCACUAGCCCCAGGUUUAGUGAUUGAGUGCGGUGCUUGGAUCUUACGAUGACAUCACUGUUUGAAAUGACGGAUUCUUCACAAUAACAAGAAAUGGCCCACAAGCUUCGGUCUUCGGUCUUCGGUCUUCUCUUGACAGUGGUUCACAGGAUUCCCACCUCUUGAGCCUCUGUUGUUGUGUCAUCCAUUAAUUUCUAAAAACCCCCUUAAGAUGGAAAUUCAUUUUGGUUACUAGCAUUCAAAAUGCUGGUAACCAAGAUGGAAAUUCUUCGGUUGAAGCCUACUUGGCAUGAUUUCCAUCAUGCAUAUGGUUUGUGCGUCAACAUUUAUAAUUAUCCUGACCCCUCAGGGGCCCCGGGUUGUUGAUUUUCUGAGCAACAAACCAUGUUAAACGGAGCUUCACAAUCUUGUUCCUUAUAGAGUAGCAGAUUUGUAAUAUCUAGAAGUGAACCUGCCAUACAUUUUUUUUUUCUCUUCCACUUAGAGGAGGAAGCUACGAUGAUUUUAUAAAUUACCAGGAGAUACUUUAAUAGCCUGCUUUAUGGAACUCGUUAGCAUCAUAUGAUUGACAGACCCUGUUCUUUUUUAAGCCUUUAUCUAUACAAACUGGUUAGUUCUUUUCUUCAAGAAAAACUUCUCCUCCCAGAAACUCUGCUCUGAUGUAACCGUAAUGCUUAUUAAUCUGAAGGAUUCUAUCACCAAAAAAUUGUCCUUAUUUUUGGGUGUUGAUUUUUUUCAGGCCAAGGAUGUCGAGUCAAUGACUGUACAGGAUGCUAUGGAGUUGCUGCAGUAUCCGUUGACACUGGUAUGGCUGUCCUUAUCACAAUAUGCCAUUUCCCAGCUCCCUUCUAAUCAAUCAAAUGCUUCUGAGUCUCAUAAACUCCACAAUAUCCACUGCAGGGUGAGCAUCCAGACGACAAGCAGCCCGUCGUGUUGAAGCACUCAAAGGUUGGAUUUUCUAUCAGACAUCGGAGAACCAUUGCUCCAGUUCCCAAGGUGGGUGCUUCUCUCUCUUCAUAUAUUGGCUGAUAAUCUAGUCUGAAUAUUAUAUAUUCUAGGAAUAUCUAGUCAUACCCUCCCUUCUUGCUCUUUUCGAAUAAAUGCAUUCUAUUACCUAUCUUUUUGAGAUGAGAAGAAACUUUUGAGUUCAUACCCUCCUUUUUUUUUUUGUUCUUAAAUCAAACAAGGUACAGUUCAUUUUUGUUCCUCCUACCCACUCUUGGGAAAUAAAAAAGAGAUUUUUAUUUACCCUCCGUUUUUUGUUCUUAAAUCAAUGCAUGGUACCACCAUAUUUUGGAAAAUUAUAAAUCGAUUUUUAGUUAGACAGUUUCUUUUUUUUUCCUUUAAUCGGUGCAUGUUACUAGGCACGUUUGGGGGAUCAGAACCAGGUUUUUCCAGUCAUACUGACGCUUUUUUUUUUUUUUUUUUGUUCUUAAAUGAAUGCGUUGUGCUUGUUACCCCUCUUUCGGGAAAUAAAAAGAAUAGAUUUACUAAUUCAGACUCUAAGAUCUCCCCUGUUUCUGACUGAUUAAUAUAUUUUAUCAGAACAUAGACCCUAAGAAGAUCACCCUCGAAGCCGGCCUGAAGCUCUUGCUGAGCAAGAACGCAAAGCAAUGUGGUCGGCCGAAGAACAAGCCAAAAGCUCAAGAAGCUUAG